CGUCAUCAUGAAUAUUUGAUUAUUAGUAGCAGCUUUGAUCAUCCACGAUGUCAUGAUUGCUUCCUAAAAUUACGCGCACAAACUGGUGUUCUACCACUUUCGAUAACUUCACCGGUAGAUUGUUGUAGUCCAAGUGGUUUAAGUGAUGGUACAUCCGGAAAAGUUUCAUCACCACAUUUACCAUUAUCAUUGGUUGUUGAACAAAAACGUUCAAGGACCGAAUAG
Molecule: messenger RNA, 225 nt
Organism: Loa loa (African eye worm)
Lineage: Eukaryota; Metazoa; Nematoda; Chromadorea; Rhabditida; Onchocercidae
Exons: 2
Source: RefSeq, a predicted model, not a curated record